This is a messenger RNA of Microplitis mediator, 1710 nucleotides long. Its product is annotated as transmembrane protein 65. The transcript has 7 exons. Bases 286 to 1221 code for a protein of 311 amino acids. Gene Ontology annotation, cellular component: mitochondrion. The record is from RefSeq and is a predicted model, not a curated record. Lineage: Eukaryota; Metazoa; Arthropoda; Insecta; Hymenoptera; Braconidae.
CUCGAAGAUGUAUGACGUCAAUACAUAUACAUAUAUCUAGUCAUCGAUUUUUCUUGUGGUUUUCGCUGGUAAUUUUCUAGCUGCGACCUGCGAGCUCCGAUUUCUUCAGCUUUAGUAAUUGAUCAGCACCCGUGCUGUCAUUGUCAUUGUCAUUAUUCUAGCAUCUCGGAUUUUAAAAAAAUAGUGACGAUAAUAAUGACCUUGGAAUAAAUUAAUUAACCAGUUUUAUUAAAUAAAAUAAAAUACACGAGAGUAUUUAUUUAUAAGCCUUGAAAAUAUAUUAAAAUGUUUACAUCAUUGUCGGUGCUCAGUCAUUCAAAUUUACAUUGCAGUGUUUUGAAACUUGGCAACAAGUUGAAAAGCAAAACACCUGGUCUUGUUUUACAAUUCGACAGCAGCUUCAACAGGCUGCAUGUUAAAAAUUUAUCAUCUAAACUAUUAUCAGUUGGCUGUGAAUCAUCAUCAUUGCCAUUGACGUUAUCGGCCUUCAAUCAUCAGACGAGAUCAUAUGGAGCAACGACAAUAGUGUCGGGUACGAUUCCUGGUGCUCUUUCAAAACAACAGGCCAAAGAUCUGGCUGUAAGACUCACUUCUGAGGAGAGAGAAGUUUUGAUCACUGCACUGAAAGAGUCUCAGUCUAAUAAAGUUAGAGCUGAGUAUGAAGGUCAGUUGGCUGCAUUUCGAUGGAGAAGUAAAUUCGGGCGACCAGCUGGAGUACCGAGUCUGGGUGAAGUGGAUCCGACAGGAAGUUACUGUGCUGUACCUGAUGAUUGGCUAUUGAGAAAGUAUGCGGAAACAGUUCCACAGCCAUCGCGCAGGGAUUUACUGCGAGUAUCAGUCGCAAAUGCGAUUCCGUUUAUCGGAUUUGGAUUUCUCGAUAAUUUUUUCAUGAUAAUAGCGGGCGAGCACAUUGAAGCAACUCUGGGCUCAUUUAUUCCAAUAUCAACAAUGUCAUCAGCAGCACUCGGGAACACGAUCUCUGAUAUUCUAGGAAUAGGAUCUGCUACGUAUGUUGAAUUACUAGCUCAGAAGAUAGGAUUCAAACCUCCUAGACUUACGCCUGUGCAAUUGGAUCUUCCGUGCUCUAGAAGAUCUGCGAAUCUGGGUCGAGUGAUUGGCGUAACGAUCGGCUGCUUACUUGGAAUGACUCCUCUCCUUUUUCUUCACACGGACAGCAAAGAAGAUAAAGAGAAGGAAAAGAAAGAAAAAAUUAGUGAUUGAAUUUUACUAGACAUACUUUAAAACUAUUUAUAGAUGCCAUACUACGACCAAUAUUAUUAUUUUAUUUUUUUUUCUAUUGACAUAUAAUUUAUACUUCAGUGGCCCAACGACUGGGUCACAUCUGCAUAAAUAUUUAAAGAAAAUAAAUGUAAAUAGUGUUUUGUUUAAAAUCAAAUAAUUUUAAGCCUUGCCAGUACUCUGUCGACGCAAUUACGCUUCCGACUACUUUAUCUAGCUCAUUUAUUUAUUGUAAAAGUCUUUUUUUUUCUACUUUUAAUGUGAUAGCCUAAAUUAGUGCGAUAGUAGGUCCGACGUAAACUUAUACGAUUAAAUUAUAUCUGAAAAUCAUUAAUAACAACAACAACAACAACAACAACAACAACAACAACAACAACAACAACAACAACAACAACAACAAUAAUAAUAAUAAUAAUAAUAAUAAUAAUAAUAAUAAUAAUAAUAAUAAUAAAAAUGCUAAUGUUAAAAUAA